Messenger RNA from Diaporthe citri, 966 nucleotides. RefSeq lists its product as uncharacterized. The transcript is spliced from 2 exons. Lineage: Eukaryota; Fungi; Ascomycota; Sordariomycetes; Diaporthales; Diaporthaceae. Bases 1 to 966 code for a protein of 321 amino acids. The record is from RefSeq and is a predicted model, not a curated record.
AUGGCCCCAAUCCGACGAUACCUCAGGAUAUCAAAGUACUCGGUGCUUGAGUGCCGCAUCUACCUCGACAACCCUGCCCUAGCACACUCAUGGCUGCUCAACCCGCGCAGCCCGGUGUUGCCCAAGGUCAUCGACAGCGUACGGCCCCUGGUCCUUCCCAAGCUGCGCGAGGAGCGGGAGCGCAGCCGCAAGAAGAGCACCAAAAAGCGUGGCAUCAAGGAUAUCGUGGUGGAGGACGACUUCGAGGUGUCCAUUUUCCUGACCGAGACGAGCGCGCGACACUCGCUGCUGUACAAGCACAAGCACUUCCGCGACACGACGCAGACGAAGCUGACGUCGAACUCGAGCAAGCUAACGGGUGCGUCCCGAGAAGCGCCCAUCGAUGUCGAGGCGCCGGGCUCAGGUACCGAAGGGACGGCGGUAGUGCGCGAGGAGGAGCCCGAUGACGCAGUGGCUCUUUUUGACAUUCCGACAAUGGACGGAGAUGAAACAACACCAGCACGCGUCGGCUCGCCACCAUCAAUGCGACCAUCGAAACGCCGCCGCGGGAGGGGCGCAGGGCUACCCAGGGACGCCGGCGAUGACGGAGGCGAACACGAUGCCGAGAUCCUGACCUCGGACGACGGCGAGGUGGAGGACGGCGAGGACGACCUGUUCGUGGGCGACGAUGACUCUGACGGCUCGGCAGCGGCGCCGCCCCCGGCCAAGCGUCGCAAGGACGCCGCUAGCCCUGCCGAACACGAAGCCCAGCGGGACGACAAGAAGAAGCUAGCAAUGGACAUUCGGUACGAGGGAUUUUCUAUCUACGGCCGCGUCCUCUGCCUCGUGGUCAAGAAGCGCGAUGGUCUCAGCGCCGGGCGGAAUGCCCCGGGCCAAGGCCGGGCGCAGGACGGCUGCGCCUGGUGGUGGUCAGGCUGUGAUGGAGAACUGGAUCACGUCCACUCAGAUGCCCGAGGUGGCCCCUGA